Ustilaginoidea virens is the source of this 1527-nucleotide messenger RNA. RefSeq lists its product as uncharacterized. The transcript is spliced from 5 exons. Lineage: Eukaryota; Fungi; Ascomycota; Sordariomycetes; Hypocreales; Clavicipitaceae. Gene Ontology annotation, cellular component: mitochondrion; oxoglutarate dehydrogenase complex. Gene Ontology annotation, molecular function: dihydrolipoyl dehydrogenase (NADH) activity; flavin adenine dinucleotide binding. Bases 1 to 1527 code for a protein of 508 amino acids. The record is from RefSeq and is a predicted model, not a curated record.
AUGCUCGCUAGCCGGUUCUUAUCUCGAAAAGCCGUUAGGCUAUCGUCCUGGCAGCAGUCAACGUUACCCACAGUUAUUCCCUCGGCGUCGAUGCGAUGGAGUCGUGGGUUUGCGUCAAGUUCUGAAGAAAAGGAUCUGGUCAUCAUUGGAGGUGGUGUCGCUGGAUACGUCGCCGCCAUCAAGGCCGGACAGGAAGGCUUGAAGGUUGCCUGUAUCGAGAAGCGUGGCACCCUCGGCGGAACCUGCCUCAACGUGGGCUGCAUCCCCUCGAAAUCGCUCCUGAAUAACUCGCACUUGUACCACCAGAUUCUGCACGACACCAAAAAUCGUGGCAUCGAGGUUGGCGAUGUCAAGCUCAACCUGGCCAACUUCAUGAAAGCGAAGGAAACGGCUGUCAACGGUCUCACCAAAGGUGUGGAGUUCCUCUUGAAGAAGAAUGGUGUCGAGUAUAUCAAGGGCGCAGGCUCCUUUAUCAACGAGAACGAUAUCAAGGUGGCACUCAAUGAUGGUGGCGAGACGACUGUGCGGGGCAAGAACAUUCUUAUCGCCACUGGUUCAGAAGCUACUCCCUUUCCCGGGCUCGAAGUGGACGAGAAGCGUGUCGUUACCAGCACUGGUGCUAUAGCCUUGGAAAAGAUUCCCGAAACCAUGAUUGUCAUUGGAGGCGGCAUUAUCGGCCUCGAGAUGGCGUCGGUGUGGUCCCGGCUUGGAACAAAGGUCACUGUUGUGGAGUUCCUUGGCCAGAUUGGCGGCCCUGGGAUGGAUACAGAGAUUGCAAAGGCCACGCAAAAACUCUUGAAGAAGCAAGGCAUGGAUUUCAAGUUGAACACCAAAGUCGUUGGCGGCGAUAAAUCCGGGGACAAGGUCAAAUUGGAUGUCGAUGCCGCAAAAGGUGGCAAACCGGAGACUCUCGACGCCGAGGUUGUUCUCGUCGCUAUUGGCCGACGCCCAUACACCCAAGGGUUAGGCCUGGAAAACAUUGGCAUGGAGCUUGACGACCGCGGCCGGGUCAUUAUUGACUCGGAGUACCGAACCAAGAUCCCGCACAUUCGAUGCGUCGGAGACGUCACCUUUGGUCCAAUGCUUGCUCACAAGGCGGAAGAGGAAGCUGUUGCGGUUGUCGAGUACAUCAAGAAGGGCUACGGCCACGUCAACUACGGCUGCAUCCCCUCGGUCAUGUAUACCUAUCCCGAAGUGGCCUGGGUCGGUCAGAACGAGCAAGAGCUCAAGGAUCAGAAGAUCCCGUAUCGAGUCGGCACGUUCCCCUUUAGCGCCAACUCGCGCGCCAAGACCAAUCUAGAUACCGACGGCCUGGUCAAGAUGCUGGCCGACCCGGAAACCGACAGACUGCUCGGCGUGCACAUCAUCGGACCCAAUGCUGGCGAAAUGAUUGCGGAAGGAACUUUGGCCCUAGAGUACGGAGCAUCCACCGAGGACAUUGCCAGGACAUGCCAUGCGCACCCGACUCUCGCCGAGGCGUUCAAGGAGGCUGCCAUGGCCACCAGCUCCAAGGCUAUCCAUUUCUAA